GCCUCCUGGGAGGGUGAGAAGGGCCGGCUGCUGGAGCGGGGCUGCGGUCUUCCCGGAGCGGGAGACCCUUCCUUGAAUCCGGCACUGGGACGUCUCGCCCUCUCGUGGCACCUGUUGCAGGUGACAGGCAAAUCUGGUGGCCUGGUAGCUUUGAAGAAAGAAGAGUAGAAGGAAAAACUAGGACAAGUCAUGUCGGAGAUACUUGAUCUCUCUUUUUUGUCUGAGGUGGAAAGGGAUUUGAUCCUCAGUGUUCUGCAACGAGAUGAGGAACUCCGAAAGGCAGAUGAGAAAAGGAUUAGGCGACUGAAGAAUGAGUUACUGGAGAUAAAACGGAAAGGAGCCAAAAGGGGCAGCCAGCGCUAUAGUGAUCGGACCUGUGCCCGGUGCCAGGAGAGCCUGGGCCGUUUGACUCCCAAGACCAACACUUGUUGGGGUUGUAAUCACCUGGUGUGUCGGGACUGCCGCAUUCAGGAAAGCAAUGGUACCUGGAAGUGCAAGGUGUGCACCAAGGAAAUAGAGCUGAAGAAGGCAACUGGAGACUGGUUUUAUGACCAGAAAGUGAAUCGCUUUGCUUACCGCACGGGCAGUGAGAUAAUCAGAAUGUCUCUGCGCCGCAAACCUGCAGUGAAUAAAAGAGAGACAGUGGAACAGUCUCUCCUUCAUCAGUCACAAUUGGGUGAUAUCUGGCCAGGAAGAAAGAUCAUUCAGGAGCAACAGAAGGAGCCCAGCAUGUCAUUUGAAGUGCCAAAGCUGAAAAGUGGAAAGAGUGCACUGGAAGCCGAGAGUGAGAGCCUGGAUAGCUAUAUGGCUGACUCGGAUACCAUGUCCAGGAGAGACUCUCUGGAUAAAUCUGGCCUCUUUCCAGAAUGGAAGAAGAUGUCUGCCCCCAAACCUCAAGUAGAAAAGGAAACUCAGCCUAGGGGUCAAAAUGUGGUAUCUGUGGACGAGGGUGAAAUGAUAUUCAAGAAGAACAACAGAAAAGUCCUCAGGCCUUCAGAAUAUACUAAGUCUGUGAUUGAUCUUCGCCCGGAAGAAGUGGGGCAUGAAAGUGGUGCCUUGGGAGACAGGAGCAAAUCUGUCCCAGGCCUCAGUGUGGAUAUGGAAGAGGAAGAAGAAGAAGAAGAUAUUGACCACCUGGUGAAGUUGCAUCGUCAGAAGCUAGCCAGAAGCAGCAUGAGAAGUGGUUCCUCUAUGAGUACGAUUGGCAGCAUGAUGAGCAUCUAUAGUGAAGCUGGUGAUUUCGGGAACAUCUUUGUGACUGGAAAGAUUGCCUUUUCUCUGAAGUACGAACAGCAAACACAGGCUCUGGUCAUUCACGUGAAAGAGUGUCAACAGUUGGCCUAUGCUGAUGAAGCCAAGAAGCGCUCAAACCCAUAUGUGAAGGCUUAUCUUCUGCCAGACAAAUCCCGCCAAGGAAAAAGAAAAACCAGCAUCAAGCGGGACACUAUUAAUCCGUUAUAUGAUGAGAUCCUCAGAUAUGAAAUCCCAGAAUCUCUCCUGGCCCAGAGGACUUUGCAAUUCUCGGUGUGGCAUCACGGUCGUUUUGGCAGAAACACUUUUCUUGGAGAGGCAGAGGUCCAGAUGGAUUCCUGGAAGCUUGAUAAGAAACUAGAUCAUUGUCUCCCUUUACAUGGAAAGAUCAGUGCUGAGUCCUCAACUAGCUUGCCAACACACAAAGGCGAGUUGGUGGUUUCAUUGAAAUAUAUCCCAGCCUCCAAACUCCCCAUUGGAAGUGACCGGAAAAAGAGUAAAGGUGGGGAAGGGGGAGAGCUCCAGGUGUGGAUCAAAGAAGCCAAGAACCUGACAGCUGCCAAAUUAGGAGGGACUUCAGACAGCUUUGUAAAGGGAUACCUCCUUCCCAUGAGGAACAAGGCCAGUAAGCGUAAAACUCCUGUGGUGAAGAAGACCCUGAAUCCCCACUAUAACCAUACAUUUGUCUACAAUGGUGUGAGGCUGGAAGAUCUCCAACACAUGUGCCUGGAACUGACUGUGUGGGACCGGGAGCCCCUGGCCAGCAAUGACUUCCUGGGUGGGGUCAGGCUGAGUGUCGGCACAGGGAUCAGUAACGGGGAAGUGGUGGACUGGAUGGACUCGACUGGGGAAGAAGUGAGCCUGUGGCAGAAGAUGCGACAGUACCCAGGGUCUUGGGCCGAAGGGACUCUGCAACUCCGUUCCUCAAUGGCCAAGCAGAAGCUGGGCUUGUGAGCCCUGUCCUUCUCUGCAGGUCCAUUCCUGUCCAGGGCAAGUCAGAGGAAGCGAAGAAACCAAGGGCGAAGAUUUACAAUUUUUUUGUGUGUGUGUAUAAAUGUGUAUUUCUACAGAUCUCAUUAUACUAGAGCCAUGUAGACUUCCCCUUUUUAAAGGAGGCUCAAGAAUAAGGGUCUCUUAAAAAUAUUUUUAUUUGUGCAUUAACUACUAUAUAUUUCCAGAGUCCAUGAUUCUUCUAUCUUUAUGAGAUUUAAUUAAUUUAUCUUUUAAAACAACUUUUUAAUCGCCUGUCUUGCUAUCCUGGUUCCUCCUUCCAUAGGAAGCCCUGGCUGCCUUUGGCACUUGUACUGGUCUGUGUUUCAGGGUGUGCCUGGUCUAAGGCCAAGGCUCUGGGAAGCAGGGGUGGUUUACUAAAGACAGAAGAAGAUUGGAGAGAGGUGACUUGGUCCCUUCUUUCUCCUCCACUUUAUGCUUUUCACUCCAUUUCUACCUUGACACAUUUCUGAAACUUGGCUUUUAACUCUUGUUGGAGCAGUUUCCACCUUGCUUGGGUCUAAUAGUUUUCCUGGAAAUGCUAAGAAGAUGUCUAAGUUGCUUCCAGUUUUGAACACCUUCCCUAGACCUCUGCAGGACCCUUAUAAUAGAGUCGCUUUAGAAGAGCACUUUAAUUAGAUAAUGGCCUUUGGACUAGGUCACAGGCAUGCCCAGUACAGGCUUCUCAGUGGUCCCAGAGGACCAGCAAUGGAGCAUCUCUCAGCCCGUGCUGAUUCUUUGCAUUUUAAACUGAUAUAGCAGUCAUUAGAAAGCUCAUAAUGAAAGAAAAGACAUACCAUAUACCACAUAUUGCUCCCACAUCUUUCAUAGCAUUUGUGUCCGCUGUGUGUUACAGUCUACACACUUUGACUGUGUGGAUCACAACAAACUGGAAAAUUCUUAAAGAGAUGGGAAUACCAGACCACCUGACCUGCCUCUUGAGAAAUCUGUAUGCAAGUCAAGAAGCAACAGUUAGAAGUAGACGUGCAACAACAGACUGGUUCCAAAUUGGGAAAGGAGUACGUCAAGGCUGUAUAUUGUCACCCUGCUUAUUUAACAUUUAUGCGGAGUACAUCAUGAGAAAUGCUGGGCUGGAUGAAGCACAAGCUGGAAUCAAGAUUGGCAGGAUAAAUAUAAAUAACCUCAGAUAUGCAGAUGACACCACCCUUAUGGCAGAAAGCAAAGAAGAACUAAAGAGCCUCUUGAUAAAAGUGAAAGAGGAGAGUGAAAAAGUUGGCUUAAAACUCAACAUUCAGAAAACUAAGCUCAUGGCAGCUGGUCCCAUCACUUCAUGGGAAAUAGAUGGGGAAACAAUGGGAACAGUGACAAACUUUAUAUUUUGGGGGGCUCCAAAAUCACUGCAGAUGGUGACUGCAGCCAUGAAAUUAAAAGACGCUUGCUCUUUGGAAGAAAAGUUAUGACCAACCUAGACAGCAUAUUAAGAAGCAGAAACAUUACUUUGAUGACAAAGGUCUAUAUAGUCAAAGCUAUGGCUUUCCCAGUAGUCCUGUAUGGAUGUGAGAGUUGGACUGUAAAGAAAACUGAGCACUGAAGAAUUGAUGCUUUUGAACUGUGGUGUUGGAGGAGACUCUUGAGAGUCCCUUGGACUGCAAGGAGAUCCAACCAGUCCAUCCUAAAGGAAAUCAGUCCUGAAUAUUCAUUGGAAGGACUGAUGCUGAAGCUAAAGUUCCAAUACUUUGGCCACAUGAUGCGAAGAACAGACUCAUCGGAAAAGACCCUGAUGCUGGGAAAGGAGGAGGAGAGGACAACAGAGGAUGAGAUGGCUGGAUGGCAUCACCGACUCGAUGUACAUGAGUUUGCACAAGCUCCAGGAGUUAGUGAUGGACAGGGAAGCCUGGCAUGCUGCAGUCCAUGGUGUUGCAAAGAGUCAGACACAACUGAUCAACUGAACUGAACUGUCGUAUCAGCCUGAAUUGCCAGCUAUGGUCUAAACCAGUCCAGUGUUUUCUCUAGGCUGGGCGCUGUUAGUGUCCAAGAGAGUGUGUUCAGAGAACACAGCUUUUCUGACCUCCUUCUUGAAGUGGUUUCAGUUCCUAUAUUUUUUCUCUUGUUUCCCAAAGUUGACCUAGAUGUAGCCUGGGUAUGGUGGGUUGAAACCUUCCUAAGAAGGGUCUAUUGACCUAAGAUUCAUUUUCUGAAACCCACUGUCCCAAACUGACCUUUUAAUUCUCACAGUUGUACCUUCCCAAAGUCAUCUGUAAAGGGAGUCUAUACCGGAGAAGAAGUUCCUUUCAGUAGAGUCAGCUGCCAGCUGCCUGCCCUAUGAGGCUGAGGGAUUCAGGGUGGAUACUGUGGUUUCUGUUGUAUGUAUGAAGUGAACAAAAUAGUAUUGGUGUGGAUUAAUAUUGUACUGCAAAGCAUAACUUGGGAUCCUGGACUGUCACUUGCUCCUUUGUUCUCCACCCCCACCCCCUCGAAAUGUCUGUGUGCUUCAAUAAAACUUUCUUCCUUGUCAA
This is a messenger RNA of Dama dama (fallow deer), 4718 nucleotides long. RefSeq names its product synaptotagmin like 4 (gene SYTL4). NCBI's taxonomy places the organism in Eukaryota, Metazoa, Chordata, Mammalia, Artiodactyla, Cervidae. The record is from RefSeq and is a predicted model, not a curated record. The transcript is spliced from 17 exons. Gene Ontology annotation, biological process: exocytosis; intracellular protein transport. Bases 190 to 2205 code for a protein of 671 amino acids. Gene Ontology annotation, molecular function: neurexin family protein binding; phospholipid binding; small GTPase binding. Gene Ontology annotation, cellular component: plasma membrane; exocytic vesicle.